AUGGAAGAUUCACAACGUAAAUUAAACGAUGCUAUUUCAACAAUGGCUGGAACAUUACAUCGAAAUUAUCUACGACGAAUUUAUGGUGAUGCAUUUAAUUGUUCAUACCGGUGUACGGAAGAUCCAACACUUGAUCCAGUAAAAUUUAAUCAAUGUGUUGAAAGAUGUUCAUCAAAAAUAACUCAAGCUGAACAAGCAAUGAGUCAGGAAAUGCAACAUGUACAAGAUCGUUUAAUGCGAUGUAUACAAAGUUGUGAAGAUAAAGCAAAAGAUAGUGGUAAUAAAGAUGAAAAUCGUCUUCGAUCUAUUUUUGAACCAUGUGUUGUCAAUUGUGCUAAUGAAAUUCAUCAAUUAUUACCUAAAAUUGAAAGUCGUAUUAGUGAUCAAUUAAAAAAAUAUUGA
Rotaria sordida is the source of this 402-nucleotide messenger RNA. The record is from the annotation of a GenBank genome assembly. NCBI's taxonomy places the organism in Eukaryota, Metazoa, Rotifera, Eurotatoria, Philodinida, Philodinidae.